ACUGCACCCCCCGACCCCCCGGUGCCAUCCUCGCCGCCAGCCGCCGUGCAGAGCCGGCCGCCGGGCCCGCCCCUCGGCGCCUCCCGGAGCCAGGCCGAGAGAGGCGGCCGCCCCGCAGCACCCCGGAAUGCAAUUCACCGGGGCGGGGGAGGCGGCGGCGGCGGCGCUGCCCCAACCUAGAGACGUCUAGAAAGACGAGGAAAAUGGCUCCGAGCAGGGACCGCCUGCUGCACUUUGGGUUCAAGGCGACAAUGUUCUCAAACAGUGAUGAAGCUGUAAUCAAUAAAAAACUUCCCAAAGAACUUCUGCUAAGGAUAUUUUCCUUCCUGGACGUUGUCACCCUGUGUCGCUGUGCUCAAGUCUCCAGGGCCUGGAAUGUCCUAGCUCUGGAUGGCAGUAACUGGCAACGAAUUGACCUGUUUGAUUUCCAGAGGGAUAUUGAGGGCCGGGUAGUGGAAAAUAUUUCAAAACGAUGUGGAGGCUUUUUACGGAAGUUAAGUCUUCGUGGGUGUCUCGGAGUAGGAGACAAUGCAUUAAGGACGUUUGCACAAAACUGUAGGAAUAUUGAAGUACUGAGUCUCAAUGGAUGUACAAAGACAACAGAUGCUACCUGUACUAGCCUUAGCAAGUUCUGCUCCAAACUCAGGCACCUUGACUUGGCUUCCUGUACAUCAAUAACAAACAUGUCUCUCAAAGCACUGAGUGAGGGGUGUCCACUGUUGGAGCAGUUGAACAUUUCCUGGUGUGACCAAGUGACCAAGGAUGGCAUUCAAGCACUAGUGAGAGGCUGUGGGGGUCUCAAGGCCUUGUUCUUAAAAGGCUGCACUCAGCUAGAAGAUGAAGCUCUCAAGUACAUAGGUGCACACUGUCCUGAGCUGGUGACUUUGAACUUGCAAACUUGCCUACAAAUCACAGAUGAAGGUCUCAUCACCAUAUGCAGAGGGUGUCAUAAGUUGCAGUCCCUCUGUGCCUCUGGGUGCUCCAAUAUCACAGAUGCCAUCCUGAACGCUCUAGGUCAGAACUGCCCUCGGCUUAGAAUAUUAGAAGUGGCCAGAUGUUCCCAGUUAACAGAUGUGGGCUUCACUACCCUGGCCAGGAAUUGCCAUGAGCUUGAGAAGAUGGACCUGGAGGAGUGUGUUCAGAUCACAGAUAGCACAUUAAUCCAGCUUUCUAUACACUGUCCUCGACUUCAAGUAUUGAGUCUUUCUCACUGUGAGCUCAUCACAGAUGAUGGGAUUCGUCACCUAGGGAACGGGGCCUGCGCCCAUGACCAGCUGGAGGUGAUUGAGCUGGACAACUGCCCCCUAAUCACCGAUGCGUCCCUGGAGCACUUGAAGAGCUGUCACAGCCUGGAGCGGAUAGAACUCUAUGACUGCCAGCAGAUCACGCGGGCUGGGAUCAAGAGGCUCAGGACCCAUUUGCCCAAUAUUAAAGUCCACGCCUACUUCGCACCUGUCACUCCACCCCCGUCAGUAGGGGGCAGCAGACAGCGCUUCUGCAGAUGCUGCAUCAUCCUAUGACAGUGGAGGUGGCCGCCGGUGAACUGAGUAUUUAAUGACACUUCUAGACUUGCCGUGGAGUCUCUCCAGUGGAAGCGACCCCAGCAUUCUGGGCAGUGGUUACAAAGCGAGGGCAGCGCCCAGAUCCCCAGAGCCACACAUACACAGGCACACACACGCCCUCACCCCCAUUCGCUGUAGAUCUGUGACCGUGGCACUGAAGUUCAUAUCAGCUGUAACAAGUGGAUUGGUAAAACUUAACCAUUCCUGUUGGACAUGCCCAGAAGAAAUCAUACGCCAUGGUUGAGGGAAGGGACAUUCCAGCAAAACCCAGUGUUUCUGCUACUGUGGUUUCCUUACUUAUUAAGCGGUUUUUGUGGGGAUUUGAGACAGUAACUGCAGUCCUCCGGGGUGAAUGGUAGCAUGGAAAAACAAUGUAUGAUGUAUCCAGGGACCAGAAAGAAAAUUUCUUCGCAUCCUAGAAAUGGUAGCCAUCCAUUGGGAGAUGCCUACACAAUUUCUGUGCUUCCUUGUUUCCAUGCCAACAGCCUGAGCAUGCUCACAGAGAACGUUUGUCCAUUCAUCUGGUGUUUUAGUAUUUGGCCCAGGGGUUUUCUUAGCGGCUGCAUUGAAAUCACUGGGGUCCGAAUACGAUGGUUCUUACUUGUCUGCUCAGCUUGUCACUGUGUGUCACUGUGCACUGUCUUCCAUUCUCUUGCUCACUACUGCACUCUCGUUGAGUCUGUCCCUGGUCGUCGUCUGCUGCUCACGCUCAGUUGUUACUCCUCUGCUGUUGUGUUUACAGUUUGAAUUUUGGAUGAUUAGUUGGGGUUACCAAACAUUUUUAAAAGAAGCAUCAAUAAAUAUUUUUUUAAUCUAAAUUUUACCAUUAGGGGACCCUGCCUGAAUCUUUGCCAGUCUGGAAGGAAAUGUUAACAAAAGCAGGGAAGUUAUGAUAAGAUAGUUGAACUCUUUGGAUGAAAAACGAAAACAAAAAACCUUGGCCUUUUGGUUUCUGUCGUGUCUUAUGCCCGUUUGCACGGCGUGCACAGUGCGCCCUGCACAGCCCUUUUUUCCAGUUCCCUGAGCUUUACUAAGAGGAGAAGUGGGUACACCAUUAGUGUGUAGUGGGUGACGAAUCCCCACUGAGCCGGGAUGUCGUCCCCACCCAAGCUCGAGCACGGCUGUGUUCUCUGCCCGUGUCUGAAGUUGCUUGACCUACUUGCUCUGCGGCAGUUAGUGUCUCCAGCCCCUCCCACAUUCAGGCCCAUCGGGGACAGAGAGGAGCUUGCGGUGGCUGACUGCCUGCGUGUUGACAGGGUUAUAGUGUUGGCGCUUCACAAGACCUGAGCACGUCAGCCGUCUCUCUGCAGACUUCCUCUGAAUGGGAUAUGAAGGCAGCCAGGUAGGGGCGUUGGGGCAGCCAGAGAGCCCGGGGAGGGAGCAGCGGCUCAGCAUCUAUACCAAGCCUGCACACCUGACACAGCUGAGGGAACGGGUGCAGUACUGUGGCUUAGUCAAGAAAAGGCCUCUUCAGAGAAACUCACAGAAAAUGAGAGAAAUUAAAUGAGUUUCUAACGCAUAUUCCUAAACCCCAAUGGUAGAAGCCUUGUGUAAUAUUUAUUAGGGUUGUGGGGUGAAGGAGCUUUUAGAACGUGGAUGUGCAAGCCUAUGAUCCCAGGUUGUUAAAAGGGCUGUUUUAAUGCUAUAGGUACAGGUUCUGCCAGAAUAUGUAAGAAUAUAGUCUGAUUUAUUUCUCCAUUAAUGUAGAAAACAAUCAGAUGAAAAGGUCCUAGAAUUCUAUAUUACCAGAUUUAUUUAUCGUAUUAAACUUAUUUAAAAUCUUAUUUUAUUAUGCUCUUUUGAAAGCUAAAUUACUUGUAUUUUUUAUUCAUUCUCCCCUUUAUGUUCACAUUUCCUUGCAAGAAAUUCCUUUUCCUCUGAGACUGUGUUGUUAUGUUGCUCAGCUGACUCUCUCCGGCACCUGGCCCCCAGUUACCCUCCCCCUCAGCCAGCAUCCUGAGUGAAGGGGACUGCGGUGGCUAAUGCUGCUUUACAUGGCAGAAUGUGUGCGGUCACGCACCCCAAACAGAGGCUUGCUCUGUAGCCCUGGCUGGCCUGGGACUUGGCGUUGUCUUUCUGCCUCACCCUUCCAAGCAAUGAGCCACCCUACCAAACAAGUUAGACUUAAUGAACACACACACAUAUCCACACUUCUAAGUGUAUUUAGACUUAGAUCCCUGGGUCUUUCAGACAAAACCAAGAGAAAACUAGGGUCUGUCAGCUCCAAACGAUGCUGUUUGAUUUUCUCCCCCAAGUGCCUAACAAGCUGACAGUAAAACCUGAAUACUAAUUAGUGAACAUAGAUUUGAAUUGCCCUAGUCCUGAGUCAUUCAAGUACUUCUGUUUUCCAAGAAAGUUUGAAUGAAUCUCUUACUCACCAGUAUGUCAGUCGUCUUAAAAACGCCACUGUCUUCUUCCUCAGAGUGUAUUGCCACAGGCACAAUCAUUGGAUUUAUCUUGGUGACCCCUGCUGGUCAGGCAAAUUCUGACCUUUCUGGGCCAAGAUCACAAGUCAGAAGGAGGCCUGCGUAGUGUUCAACCCUACAGUCAGGCAUGAGAUAGCUUUUCUCAAGUAAACUAAGGCCACCAUGCUUGGGAGGAAAACAGGUGAUUUUUCUCAUGUUGAGGAACAUUUCUAAGGAUUCAGAAAGGUCUUGGUUUGGUUGGUUGGGUUUGUUUUUAGGGCUGUGGAUGGAACCUGGGGUCUUUGGAUGCAUUAAGCAAGUGCUCUACCACCAACCUGUGUCUCCAGCCCUCAUAAAGCUUAGCAUGAAAACUUCCCCUUUGAAAAAGCCUAUUGAGAGCUGCCAAGAUUACUCUGAAGGUAAAAGCACAUGCCAUGUAAUCCUAGUAGAGUCUGACCUCCAGAACCCACCUAAAAGAUCUCCUGAUGGGAGGGGAAACAUUAGAAUAGACCAGAAUCUUGCGGGCAGCCAUCCCGGAGCACAUAGCACUGGCCUUACCAAGGUUGGAAGGACAGAAUGACUCCAGAAAGUUGUCCUCUGACCUCCAUACAAGGUGCGGCAUAUGUGUAAUUAGGAAGAAAAUUAAAACACUGGGAGCCAGGUAUAGUGUUUUGUGCCUGUAAUCUCAACACAGAAGAUGUAGAGGCAGGAAGAUUGCUGCAAGUAUGAGGUUAGGAUACACAGCAGGGGACUGUCGUAGGGGGAGCCUGUUGGUCUGCUUGUCUAAUUUUACACCCACUCCAAAUACACCUUUCUACAGCAGGGGGAGAAAGUGUACCACAAUAUAGAUCUAGAGCGAGACAGAGCCAGUUGAGAUGGUCCCUACAGUCUCAGGUCUGAGAUGAAGAGGCUCUUGAGUUUGAAGUCAGCCUCAUGACUAUACAGCCAGCCAAGUAAGAAGAGUACGUCACCCUCAAGGAUCUUGUCCCAAGCCUCCGGGUGGCCAGGAGAGGUUCCUGGAAUAUGUCUGGGGACAGUGCUUGAGCAUACAGGUAAUCUCAUUUGUAGGCAGCCCUCCCCUGUCUGUCACCCACCGCCGUUAGCUGCGGCAUCGUUAUUACCCCUCCAGGGGUGGUUACCGACAGCCCCUGUUCUCCUGGCGUACACCCUGUAUUUAUAGCGCUAUCUCGUCGUUGGGCAUGUACAGUCCAGCGGCUUUGGACUCCUUUCCCUGGUCCCAGCAAGCUGUUCAGUGUGCAGCAAUUGGAAGUGGCUCUGGUCACUUGUUAGUUGAUGGUCCUUGAAGUUUGGGGGUUGGCUUUGGCUUUGAGUUGAAUUAGAAGCCGAGUUGAUGGCUGUAAGGAGUGAGGGGACCUAACUUCCAUCUUCCCUCCGGUAUUUGGGAUAUGAAGGCUGCUUAGCGGUUUGCUUCCUUUUGGUAAACGUAUUUUACUGCUCCUACUCUCACCUCUACAGCUUUUCUGGAUACAAAAGUAUCCCUCAAAUCAUUCUGUAAAUUUCUGGUCCGAUUUCUGUGUCUGCUGGAUUGACUUAGCAGACCCGUAAGUCAGAAACGGAGUUUUAAGCAGUUUCCAAGGAAAGUUGGUGAGGAGCUUACCAUGCUAUGUUUGGCGUAUUCUGUGCUAUUGGGGAUGUUUGUGGUAGCUGUGAGCCACUAAAGCCCAUUUGAUUUUUUUUUUUUUUUUUUUUUCAGUUGUCUGUAAAAUGUGUUUGGAGCAUGUCUUGACCUGACAGUUAGGAAGUGUGACUUGUCACUGGAAAGGCGAGAGUGACUUCCUGCCUGACCGUGGGCAGCCUCUUAGGUGACAGUGUUGAGACUUGAAGUCCUCAGAUCAUGACUGAUCUUGGCUGUUGAGGUGGCUCAGCCCAUAAGGCUAUUGGCCGGACAAGUCCAACAACCUGAGUUGUGACGGUGAAAGGCCAGAACUGACUGCCAGAAGUAGUUCUCUGGCUUCCUGUGCACGCCGCACAUGCAGGCACACGUGCGCACGCGGACACACUACGGUAAUAAAAGAUUAUUAAAAGUAAGGUUUGUUGCUUUUAAGAUCAGGCAGCUCACCUCGUCAUCAGUGAGUGGGUGGGCAUGGAAAGAGCCUGUUGGACCUUUUCCAUGUCAUACAGGUGGGUUUCUGUUCUGUGGUUCCUGCUGACAGACCAGGGGAUAAGUCCAGCCUUGAGAAGAGCUUGGAGGUCUUGAAGCAGAAACCCUUAUAUGACCUGGGGACAAAAAAUUCUAAUCCUAAGGAUGAGUGGGUGUGGGUUUCUCAGACUUGCUCACCUUUAUUUUCAUCUUAGAUCUGCAUCGGAAGAUGCAGAAAGUGUAUCGAUAGGAUGUGAUUAGCCCUGCUGAUUUGAGAAUAAAAUUUGGCUGUAAAUGCUAUAUCCAAAUGUCCUGGCUUCACACCUUCAUUCUCCAGCAAAGAAUAUAAGCUAUUUAAGCACCGGCUGCUGUGAUCCUGCCUUCUUUCUUUUACCUACCAGAAACUGCCCUAGGAGGCGGGCAGGUUUUUUUAUGCGAAGGGCUUCUGCAGCUUCCCAUUAGAGCCAGAUCUACCCACCUUGUCCACUGUGAUUUCUCAGCACAUCAUUUCUGCAUCUCUGGAGGCUUUGAUCCCUAGGCUUUUAGUCAUAAGCCUCUUUGGAGUCUGAAUGAAUCUUGUGGGUUCAAGAAAGUAUAAUAUCCAAGAGCAAAAAAGCUUUCGUUAUGCAAAUCUGACAUGGAAUGUUGGAGAAAAAUACACCUGCAAUUCUUAGAUCUCUGCCAUAUGGGUGUUUGGUCUAAGGUUUUGUGGCGUUGAGUUUACAAAAGCAUGUUGGAGCUUCUCAGCCAGGGUGGCUUGUAGAACAAGACCCACGAGCAAGCAGAAACACAGUGACCCCUUCUCCUGUGUUCUCCCAAGAGUUGGCGUGGAGGAAGGAUAGGCCAGGCCAGAACCGGGAUGCUUUGCCUCAGGAAGAGCAUCUGUCCCGAGCUCAGGACUGUCACUUCCCAGAUGACACGUUUACUGUUCAUCUCAUCCACAUCACACCCCAUUCUCGGCAAGAAUGGCUUCCUUGCUGCUUCUGGGCACAGCAUUAGUACCAGGACAGGAGUGUGAGACAGGGGACAAGUCUCUCCCCUAGGAAAAGGUAAUGGGAGACAGGUGUCUUCUGUCAGAUCCCGAGAACCAUGAGAUCCGAGAUCUUUGAAGUUAACAUCCUUUUUGCUCCACUUACUGUUAAGUGGGAUCUGACCCCACAUUGCUGCUCACACGUGUUUCUUGAACUUGGCUCCUGAAAACAUUGAUCCACUCAGUUUCCAUGGCGCUGGAGAAUGGGGACCUCUAGAGUCUUAGGAAAUCAACUUGAAGUCAACUGUGAGUGCUAUGGCUCAUUAGUUAGCUCACAACAACCCCACUCCCACCCCCCAUGCUGCAGCAGGGCUUCUGUAUGUGGAACCUUGCUGCUUUCAGGGUUUGCAUAGGAAGGUUUGCCCCUUGUCAGGAUCGUCUCUUCCACACUGCUGACGACUGUUAAUUUCUAACAAGUACAUGAAUUGGUGAGUCUGGUUUCUCCCUUACCACGCUCACACAUGGCAUACCAACUCCUAGAUCCUAUUGUCACGUGUCCCCGAAUCUUUAAGCCAGCUCUUUCUCCCUGUGAUCUGACCCCAAGAGUCAGUGAUCACCCACCCAAAAGGUAUCUGGAAGAGGCUCCAGCUUACGUUCUGCGUCCCUGUUUUAUCCACUCUGGCUGCCUCCUUUCCUCCCAGGAAUCGUUUCCAGUUACUAUUUCCUGGUGGCUCUUGUUUACCGCCGCCCACCUUCCAGCGACCCUGAGAGCACAGACCUGGGUGAUGUGGCCUGUGCAGCGCUCAGAGCACCGUGGGGACCCCUUCCUGUCAGGCUGCUCUGCAGGGACAGAGAUGGAUUGGUACCUGGUGCUGUCUGCAGAACUCUCUUCCUCGCCCCUGCACCCCCACAACUGCCGACUCGGGCGGGUGUGAGCCCUGUGCCCUGGCUGCUAGGGCUGACCCGGACUGUGUGGCAUGGGGGCCGCUGCUUGCUUGUUUCUCACCAGGCCUGCGCCAACACCUCCCCAGGCCUCUCACUGUUCCCCAGUGGGGACGUAACACCACGUUCCAUUAGCUGAGUGACUGUAUGCGCACCUCGUACUCCCAGCAUCCAAGGGUGUGGGGGUGAGGAGAGUUGUUUUAAAUAAAUAAAAUUCAAGGAGGCAGUAGACGAUUCUUUUUGCUUUAAAAUCUUUGGACUAAAGAUAUGUUUUUAUAUAUAUAAAUAUAUAAAGUAAAUUGUUAUGUAACUAUUAUUGUUUCCUGUAUGUUCUAAUUUUGUUUUAUGAUGUAAUUAAAGAAAAUAAGCUGUGAA
Psammomys obesus (fat sand rat) is the source of this 8355-nucleotide messenger RNA. RefSeq names its product F-box and leucine rich repeat protein 20 (gene Fbxl20). Bases 204 to 1520 code for a protein of 438 amino acids. The transcript has 15 exons. Gene Ontology annotation, molecular function: protein binding. The record is from RefSeq and is a predicted model, not a curated record. Lineage: Eukaryota; Metazoa; Chordata; Mammalia; Rodentia; Muridae. Gene Ontology annotation, cellular component: SCF ubiquitin ligase complex. Gene Ontology annotation, biological process: SCF-dependent proteasomal ubiquitin-dependent protein catabolic process.